GGUAGAUUUACUCAUCGGUUGUGCUGUGGACUGUGCUUGGAAACAUGGCGGGCCAGAGCAGUCUUACAGCUUUAUUUCCCAUUCAGAGUGAACUGGACUACGCCCUGGAAGACGCCUCGUCUGAACAAGAGAAAGAAAAUCUCGUCCAUGAAUACCUGAAAAAGCUGGACGACAGAAAAGAGGAUUUCAAGGUUCCAGACUUUGCAGAAGGUCUAGAAUGGCUGAACACAGAGAAGCCGCUGUCCUUGGAGAGAGAGCUCUCUGGGAAAGUGGUGGUGCUGGACUUCUUCACCUACUGUUGCAUCAACUGUAUGCAUGUGCUGCCUGACCUCCACCUGCUGGAACAGCGGCACUCCGUCAAAGAUGGCCUGGUGGUCUUAGGCGUGCACUCCGCCAAGUUCCCCAACGAGAAGGUGCUGCGGAACGUGGAGAGCGCCGUUCUACGGUACGACAUCACACACCCGGUGGUGAACGACGGCGAGGCGCGGCUCUGGCAGGAGCUGGAGGUGUCCUGCUGGCCCACGCUGGCCAUCCUGGGCCCACGAGGGAACCUGCUCUUCUCCUUGGUGGGGGAGGGGCACCGCGAGAGGCUCUUCCUGUUUGCGGCCGCCGCACUGAAGCACUAUGGCACGAAGGGGGAGCUGAGGGACAGGGACAUAGGCAUCCGGCUCUACCGCGACUCCCUCCCCCCCUCCAUCCUCUCCUUCCCGGGGAAGGUGACCGUGGACCGCUCUGGGAAAAGUCUGGUCGUCGCAGAUACGGGACAUCAUAGGGUUCUCGUGCUGUCCACUACUGGACAAGUGCUCCACACUAUUGGCGGUCCAGGGAGUGGAUGGAAAGAUGGACACAUUUCUGAAGCCUUGUUCAGUGCCCCCCAGGGUGUGGCCAUGAAGGGAGAGACGGUUUACAUCGCAGAUACAGAGAACCACCUUAUCAGAAAGAUUGACUUAUCAGAAGGACAGGUCAGUACCCUGGCUGGGAUGGGAGUGCAGGGCACAGAUAAGGAAGGAGGAGGGAUGGGACCCCAGCAGCCAAUCAGCUCUCCCUGGGACCUGGCCUUGGGAACUGCAGGUGGCGAGGAAGACAACGUGCUUUGGAUAGCCAUGGCUGGCACACAUCAGAUCUGGGCUAUGUUUUUGGAGGAUGGGAAGCUGCCCAAGGGAAGCGAGUGUAAGAAAGGCACGUGCAUCCGCUUCGCGGGCAGCGGUAACGAGGAGAACCGGAACAACGCGUACCCCCACAAGGCGGGCCUGGCCCAGCCCUCGGGCCUGUCCUUGGCCCCAACGGAGCCCUGGAGCUGCCUGUACGUAGCCGACAGUGAGAGCAGCACCGUCAGGACCGUGUCCCUGAAGGAUGGUGCCGUCAAGCACCUGGUGGGGGGCGAGCGGGAUCCUCUGAACCUGUUUGCCUUUGGGGAUGUGGACGGAUCAGGGAUAAACGCCAAGCUCCAGCACCCUCUGGGUGUCGCCUGGAACCCUCACAACGGGCUUCUGUACGUGGCCGACUCCUACAACCACAAGAUCAAGGUGGUGGACCCGAAAUCCAAGCAGUGUGGCGUUCUGGCGGGCUCCGGAACGGCCGGCGACUCCCUCGAACCCGGGUUCGACCGGGCCACCUUCAAUGAGCCAGGAGGUCUAUGCGUGGGAGAAUCUGGGGCCGUGCUGUACGUCGCGGACACAAACAAUCACCGAAUCAAAGUCCUGGACCUGGAGGCCCAUACGGUGUCACUGCUACCAGUCAUGGCCCAAGAUGUACCGGACGCGCCGACUGCAUCGUCCGCCGCCGCAGCCCCAAGGAAGAUUCCCAAACUGCCCAAAUCUGCCGCCAGGGUGGAGGCACCAACGCUGGCAGUGUCCCCAGGCCAGACCGUGUGCGUGGACCUGGUCCUGUCCUUGCCGGACGGCACCAAGCUGACCCAGGAAGCACCCAGUUUCUGGGCCAUGUCCUCAGAAGGUAACGAGUGGCUGCUCAAGGGUCAGUGCCCAAUCGGAGACAUCGUAGAUGUUUCCCGACCCCUGACCAUCACGGCCACGGUCCCGUCUAACGCGCAGUCGCCUGACCCCACCCUGACCGUGGACGCCUACGUGUACUUCUGCAGCGCUGGGGGCGGGGCCUGCAUGAUGAGGGCGGUGUCUUUCAGGCAGCCCCUGAGCAUCGACCACGCCCCCAAAGACGGUGUGGUCAGCGUGACCAUGUCUCACUCCUUCUGACCAUUGCGGAGUCUUGAGCGGAGCCAAACACCACCCCACCCCCCUGGGCUUUGCAGCCUACACGCAUCACUCGUUUGGCCACGGGCAGCACACAAAACAAACCGCCGCAAAUGUUAACUCUUUGCUUUGCCAUUUGGCUGCUGCGCAGAAACACAAGGAUUCCAGUCUGUCCGGUUUGACGCCCACGUGUCAGGUGAAAGGUUGACACGUCGGCACAGCAUGUGGAUUUCCUGGGGCCCCCACAUUCUCAGGGGUUGCAGUUCCGUGUUUUUUUUUUACCAAAGGACCCCCCUGCUUCUUAGUGACUCUAUAUAACUAAGGGACAGUCAAAAGCCCCAGGAACAGGACAGUUUAUGUUUAUUACUUAUUUGGAUGCUACUGACUUUCAUUAUCAUUAUGCAUUAUUUGAUAACCCAGUGCUCAUUGUUGCAUAAAAUCGCCCUGGCAGUCAGUAGGGCGAUUUUAUGCAACAAUGAAAAUUGAUCUUCAUUCCUGGUCCUGGAGAGCUGCAGAGUCAGCUGGUUUUUGUUUUCACCUUAAUAUCAGCAAUCAGUUCAGGCCCAAGAAACCAGGUGAGGUGAGUUACCUUUGUAAUCGACUGCUUUAAUUGAUAAAUUAAGUGCCAAAUAGGAAUAAAAGCCCUCAGACCAUGCGGCCCUCCAGGACCAAGAAUGAAGGUGACUGCACGCGAGUUCCCUUUUGGCCUUAGCAUCGCAUGCCUGCAGUCUGCCUGCCAGAUGCACAGGAUGUGUUCUCUGACGCAAUGACUGCGCAGCUCAGCUGGUGGGCCGCAGAGUGAAAGCUGGCGACACCUGCAUUUGCGAGUUUCAGCGGAGAGCAUGUAGCAGUCUGCCUGCUCAAAUUCACCGAAGACCUCGCUGUGACUGAAUGUGCUUACACUUGCAAUUGGGCUUUCAAAAUAGAGAAAUUAAAAAGUGAACGAAAAGAAGUGCUUUUAAUACCUUCUAAGUACGUUUGAUGUAAUGCAGUUGAUGCUUCCUAUAAACAACACUGUGCACUGUUUUGUUCAUUUCUUUUGAAGAAGUUUGGUGCCUUUGAGGGGGGUGGGGGAUUGUGUCGGGUAUUGAAAGAUGUCUUCACAGUAAUUAGUCACAAGGGGUGGGGUAGGGUGGUGUACAGUUUAGGGGUCACAUUUCUAUGGGGCCUUUGGCUGGUCCUCCUGUCUAAAACGUUUCCUCUGUUUACAUCAGAAUUUACAUGGUUUUGGCCUCUCGUCCACUCUGGAUACCCGGAGCUGUGGACAGACCUUACCAGACUCAGUCAUACUCUGAGAUCUGGACAGACUGUUCUAGGGUCAGCUUUUACCUCAUUGUCAGAUGAAACCAAUGUGUGUGCAAGCACAGAACAAAGUGCCUGAGACUGACCUGAGAACAGUCUUCUGCGUGCUAAGAGCUUUUCUUCUGUGUUGUCUUCUUGCCGUGUUAAUGUGUAUUAAAUCUAAUGCAGGGUCCCCAUGAAGCGUUCAUAAAAUUUUAUGGUAUAAAUUAUUUUAUUUUUGGCCGUUCAGGGACUUUUACUUAUAACCAGUUGGUUGCUGGUUCAAGUCCUAGGUUUUGCAAUGGGAUAUGAAAAAAUAGUAAUAUUUGUUACGAUAAAAUUAGGACCUUGGGGAAUCUCUUAAAUUGUAUGAUGUGAUACUGUUUUUUGUUUUCUUUGUUUAUGUACGUACUGUGGGUAUUAUACCUUAAUGUAGGCAUGUUAUCUUGGUUUUAUUUUGUUUCAUUUCUUUAGUUGUGUGAAUUUUAGGCAGACUAGCAAAGUUUUUCUGCCUACAAUGGCUACACCUGAAAUUGAAACUACACCUACACAUGUUUUUGUUUUGUAUCCUCAUCAAAUUCAUGUUGAUUUCCUCCUGCAUACGGUUAAAAGAAUCAGGGGAGGUAGUCCUCUACAAGCUUUGGAUUCAGGGAAGAUUUUGGUUUAACAUAGAAAAUGAGUUUAAUCCUGCAAAGAAUGUGGGUUCUCAAGUUUUCUGUUGAGUUGAGUUCUUGGUUAUUAUUAUGCCCUCUCCAAUACUGUAGGUCAUCAGGUCUCCCUGUAAGAUGUGCUCUGGCACCUGAGAGAUUACUUAAAUAUUUAUUGUAAUAUGUGCUUUACCUAGAUUUGGAUAUUAAUAUCUGAUGUACUGGCAGGCACUAUGCUGAAUACUGUAACAUUCAUUGCUAUUUGCACCUGCUUUUAUAUUCACUGAACUCAAAGUUUUUAAAAGAAGUGUGCACAUUCUUACUAAAAUUAUGAAAUUCUGCACUUUUUGCAGUGUAAUAAUAAAGCUUGUAUUUUAUCUGUAAAGUGCUGUCUGAACUGCAUGUCCUGUUUUCAUGAGUGACUGAGUGUUAGUUUGGUGAGACACUGUAAGAAACCAGACUAUAUUUGCCAUAGUGUCUUCAGUAUUUUUUAUAAGUUCAAAGAAAAUCAAUGCUUGCUGCUAGUUUUCAAAUGGAAAAUGGCUUUUAUAUACAGGAAAUCUAGCAGACUGCAGUUUUUUUCCCCACUAUAACAUUUUACAACAUGGCAUACUUGCCUGUAAAAUUUGUAAACUUAUUUGCAAUGAAGCAGAAACUGCUUAAUUGCUGGGAUGCUAAGUUACUGAGCGCUGUGGGAAAAAAAUUCUGAAAACACUUUGAGGCAGAGAAUUGAUUUUGAAACUCAUAAUCAAUAUAAUGGUCUUGUGACAGUCCCUGCAGGGCAAGGCCAGAACCCGAGAUGGUAACAGAUAGAUUCUGACAGUCCCUGCAGGGCAAGGCCAGAACCUGGGAUGGUAACAGGUAGAUUCUGACAGUCCCUGCAGGGCAAGGCCAGAACCUGGGAUGGUAACAGGUAGAUUCUGACAGUCCCUGCAGGGCAAGGCCAGAACCUGGGAUGGUAACAGGUAGAUUCUGACAGUCCCUGCAGGGCAAGGCCAGAACCUGGGAUGGUAACAGGUAGAUUCUGACAGUCCCUGCAGGGCAAGGCCAGAGCCUGGGAUGGUAACAGGUAGAAAAGGGGCGUCUGGGAUGCCAAGGCCCAGAUGGAGCUUAUGUUCUGCACUCUCACCAGCACUGACAGUGAACUGAGCUUGUGUGGCCCUGGGAGAUCCUGAUCUGCUCAUUUAUUGUUAAUAGUGGGUUGAUUCCCAACUAGAACCGUAUUACUUUUGAAGUUUACACUGUCGUAUAACACUUUGGUGCAUUCUGAUGCCUGGGGAAUAUCUGACAUUUUUGGGGUAGUGAAAAUAUUUUGAGGAAUCCGAAUCUUAUGAUUUGGUUUGUUGGUCUCGUAUACGAAGUCGACUGGCUGCUCUCUCGGCCAAUCGAAGGCCUUCAGUCUGAGCAGCAGUUCAUUUGGUUUCACAAAUGUUUUGAAACACGGUCCUUAUGCCCCUCUGUACUUAUUUUUGUUACAGAUAAUAUCUUAAUCAAUUAAGACCUGACUGAUCUCACUUGUCAAUGAUUGAAUUGAUUUUAUAAUGUAACUACUUUCUGAAGGAAUCCUUUGCCUCGUAGCGUAUUAAAGAGAAGCAUUGCUUGAUCUGA
Molecule: messenger RNA, 5743 nt
Organism: Anguilla anguilla (European eel)
Lineage: Eukaryota; Metazoa; Chordata; Actinopteri; Anguilliformes; Anguillidae
Gene: nhlrc2
Product: NHL repeat containing 2
Exons: 11
Coding region: 45-2210 (721 amino acids)
Molecular function (GO): protein binding
Source: RefSeq, a predicted model, not a curated record